This is a messenger RNA of Lodderomyces orthopsilosis Co 90-125, 387 nucleotides long. RefSeq lists its product as uncharacterized. The transcript has a single exon. Bases 1 to 387 code for a protein of 128 amino acids. The record is from RefSeq and is a predicted model, not a curated record. Lineage: Eukaryota; Fungi; Ascomycota; Pichiomycetes; Serinales; Debaryomycetaceae.
AUGUCGAUUGAAAGGCGGCCUGCGCCGUUAAGAGGUAGGUUACCAUCACGUAUCGAUAUUUUUGAAGAUAAUUUAAAGUUGGAUAUCAGAGCACACCAGAGGACUUAUGAAGGUGCAUACACAAGGACUGCCAUUGGGUGCUUCUCGUUUUCAAUAUUGAUUAUCAAGCUAUUUUCAAAGGAGUUUUUGCCAAUAGGAACAAUGUACACAGUGUAUGGGUGUAUUCUUUAUUUUAUCGGAGUUUACAAGUCAUUGCAUGUUGAUGUAUUCUACAAUCCAGAGAAAGACAUGGAAAUGUACAAGACAGGGGGCGAUUAUGUAUUGAUUUUAUCCAUAAUCAGUUUAUGCUGUUAUAUUGCUCUCUUGGUUCUUAUUUUAAAAAUGUGA